Molecule: messenger RNA, 1688 nt
Organism: Haliotis rubra (blacklip abalone)
Lineage: Eukaryota; Metazoa; Mollusca; Gastropoda; Lepetellida; Haliotidae
Product: probable serine carboxypeptidase CPVL
Exons: 13
Coding region: 237-1640 (467 amino acids)
Biological process (GO): proteolysis
Molecular function (GO): serine-type carboxypeptidase activity
Source: RefSeq, a predicted model, not a curated record
GUUUAUGUAAAUCCGAACAGAUUCUACCCUCGCCACUGUUCUCAAUAACGGACGUUCCACGCGAGAUUAACUUAUCACACAUUUAAUCAUUUACAAAGUGCGGGACAUUAAUGUCUGACCUCCCAUAUCUUUCUCCCCAAACCAGUUUGAGACGACCCCUCUGGUUUAUCUUAUCACAAGGCACAUGUCAUCUGACUUUGAGAAGAGAUUUGUAUUAGUCAGAACAGCUAUCAGUCAUGAAGUCCACAGUGUUGGAAGUGUUGGUCAUUAUGGCGUCAGUGGCACCGGCCAUACAGAUUAACCCCUUCCGGAGCAUGUUUCCGAAACACUACCCCUAUGCCCUCAACAACGGCGUGGACCCUGGACAGCCGCUCAUGCUGACGCCGUAUAUAGAGAGAGGUGACACAGAGAAAGCCCGGCUGGUGAGUGCUACAGGGUCCUAUAUCCCCCAACCGGGUCACUCCGGCUUCCUGACUGUCAACAAGACCAUCAACAGCAACAUGUUCUUCUGGUUCUUCCCGGCUCAGGUUAACCCCGAGACUGCUCCCGUGCUAGUGUGGCUCCAGGGUGGACCCGGCGGAUCCUCCCUCUUUGGUCUAUUUGUGGAGAAUGGGCCCUUCUCUGUGGAUCAACACGGGAACUUGGUGAGGCGCAACAUCACCUGGAACUCACGCUACUCCAUGCUGUAUAUUGACAACCCUGUAGGGACAGGUUUCAGCUUCACGGGGGAAGAUUCCGGCUACGCCAACAACGAGGAAGACGUAGCCAGGGACCUGUACAGCUGUCUGACGCAGUUCUUUCAGAUAUUUUCAUCGUAUCAAAGCAAUGACUUCUACAUUACUGGAGAGUCGUAUGCAGGGAAGUACGUCCCCGCAAUCUCCUACAAGAUCCACAUGGAGAACCCAACAGCUAAAGUGAAAAUCAACUUGAAGGGGAUGGCUAUUGGAGAUGGCCUCAGUGAUCCAGAGACAAUGAUGCCUGUGUAUGGCAAGUACUUGUUUUAUCUGGGACUGAUAGAUGAGAACCAGGAAGAAUACAUGACCGCCCGGGGAGAGGACAUGGCCGCCUACAUCAGGGAGGGCAGGUAUCAGGACGCUCGCCAGCUAUUUGGCACAACGCUUGGUUUGGCUGGAAAAGAAAGUGGACUCCAUCAAUUCUACAAUUAUCUUAUUACGAACGAUCCUAAAGACUUCAGCUAUUACCCACUGUUCCUAGCACGCCCAGAGACAAGAAAUGCUAUUCAUGUUGGUAAUCUUACCUUUCAUGAUGGUUCUGAGGUGUCGAUGCAUCUCGGUGAUGAUUUCAUGAUGUCUGUGAAACCCUGGCUGGCAACAAUCAUGGAUAACUACAAGGUGAUGCUGUACAAUGGGCAGCUGGACAUCGUUGUGGCCAAUCCUCUGACUGAAGCCAUGCUGCAGACUGUGGAAUGGCGGGGCCUGCAGGCGUACAAGGCUGCCAACAGGACAGUGUGGAAGGUUAAUGCUUCUGAUGAUGAGGUAGCUGGCUACGUCCGACAGGUCGACAACUUCUACCAGGUUGUAGUGCGUGAUGGAGGCCAUAUUUUGCCACAUGACCAACCAAGGAGAUCACUUGACAUGAUUCAGAGAUUUGUGGAAAAUAUACCCUUCAGUAAACCCUAGUACAAGUAGUAUUGUAUCAAUAAACUGUUUCAAAUACAGUCUCACAGA